Lycium ferocissimum is the source of this 420-nucleotide messenger RNA. RefSeq names its product G-type lectin S-receptor-like serine/threonine-protein kinase At4g27290. Lineage: Eukaryota; Viridiplantae; Streptophyta; Magnoliopsida; Solanales; Solanaceae. Bases 1 to 420 code for a protein of 139 amino acids. The record is from RefSeq and is a predicted model, not a curated record. The transcript has a single exon. Gene Ontology annotation, biological process: recognition of pollen.
AUGCUUCCUGAGUUUUUGGCGAAGAGAUCUCCCCAUGGAACUCCUUUAAUUGGGAUUCUCUUCUCAGCUUCUGGUGUGAUUUUACUUUCAUGGUUGAGCUUUCAGGAGAUAGUAGCUAAUUCACCAUCUCUGCUACCAAGUCCUACUUAUAACUAUAUAUUUGUAUCCUAUCCUGAAAAAGUAUACUUCACGUAUGAGCUCAAAGACAGCUCUGUCAUUGCAAGGGUAGUGAUGCAACUAAAUGGGUUUCUAGAGCUUUCAACAUGCAACAAUCAAACUCAGAAUGGGGAUAACUUUGGUAACGCACCAGCAGACAACUGUGAUAUUUAUGGCCAGUGUCCCCCAUACACUAAUCAUACUCAAACCAUACAGUAUUCAUACACUAAAUCAUACACUUUGCAGAGAAAAUGUAAGAUUUAA